Messenger RNA from Aplosporella prunicola CBS 121167, 1432 nucleotides. RefSeq lists its product as uncharacterized. The record is from RefSeq and is a predicted model, not a curated record. The coding region runs from base 137 to 1432 and encodes 431 amino acids. Gene Ontology annotation, molecular function: N-acylphosphatidylethanolamine-specific phospholipase D activity. Gene Ontology annotation, cellular component: cytoplasm; membrane-bounded organelle. The transcript has 2 exons. Gene Ontology annotation, biological process: N-acylphosphatidylethanolamine metabolic process; N-acylethanolamine metabolic process. NCBI's taxonomy places the organism in Eukaryota, Fungi, Ascomycota, Dothideomycetes, Botryosphaeriales, Aplosporellaceae.
UCUUAGGGUAGGCACCCACCUGUACUCCUACCUACUUCUCACCUACCUACACCAUGCAGCACAACACGCCACAUGCAUACACAGGCGCAAACCCGCCAACUGACCCCAAACCGCACCAAACCAAACCACAACAACAAUGCCGCCCCGCCCCAGCGCUCCCGCAAACGUAGUGACCAUCACCGCGCUCGCCAACCUCCCCAAGCCCGCGUCCGCGGCCGCUUCUCCCCCCGCGCACUGGGCCCACCUCGACCACACCGGCACGCGCCCCCUCUCGUUCCAGAACCCAUGGCCCUCGUUCCGCAAGACGCACGGCCUGGCCACAGCGCUGCACGCGCGCUUCUGGUCGCCGACGCGGAACUUCGUGCCCGUGCCCACGAGCCGGGAGGAGCUGGUGCCAGUGCAGACGCCGGACUGGGGCCGCGGCGACAGCAGUGCUCUGGACAAGCUGAAGGCGGCGUGGAUCGGGCAUGCGAGUUUCUUGGUCGAGACGAGCGCUGCGAGUAAGAGGGACAAGAGAGGCGUGACGCUGUUGCUGGACCCGGUCUUCUCGGAGCGCAUGUCCCCCGUCGGCUUUCUGGGGCCGAAGAGGUUCACGCCGCCGCCGUGUGCGCUGCAGGACCUGCCUGAGGUCGAUCUCGUCGUCAUCAGCCAUAACCACUACGACCACUUGGACGCGGCGACGGUGCGGUUCCUGCACCAGCGCGGGCAGGGCCGGGUAAGGUUCCUGUGCACGCUGGGCGUGAAGCCGUGUCUGACAGGGAUGGGGGUAGGGGAGGCAGAGGUGGUGGAGCUGGACUGGUGGGAGGGCGUCCGAGUGGACGUGCACGGCGUGGGCGCCGUCAAGCUCGUGUGCACGCCCGCGCAGCAUUUCAGUGGCCGCAGCCUCUGGGACGCGGGGAAGUCGCUGUGGUGCUCGUGGGUGCUGGAGGAAGUUGCGGAAGCGCCGGAAGAGCGGGCUUGUGGAACGAACGACACGCGCACGCACGCAGAAACAGCAGCAGUGGCGCCGCCAUCGUCGCGCGCGCUGAAGAAGCUCUUCUUCGCCGGCGACACCGGCUACCGCACCAUGCCCAGCGACACGCCCCUCACUCCCAACUCCCCCAACCCACCCCCGCACUGCCCCGCCUUCGCCGAGAUCGGCCAUGCCCACGGCCCCUUCGACCUGGCGCUCCUGCCCAUAGGCUGCUACUCGCCGCGGAGUUUCAUGUCGCCCGUGCACUGCUCGCCGGAGGACGCGCUGUGCGUGCACAGGGAUGUGCGCAGCAGGAAGAGCGUGGGCAUGCAUUUCGGCACGGUGAGGGGCGGCAUUAGCGAGUUUUAUGAGGAUGUGAGGGAGCCGGGUCGGUUGUGGCGGGAGGGGGCUGAACGGGAGGGCUUGAGGUGGGGUGAGGAGGUGGGGGUGCUGGGGGUUGGGGAGGUGGUGGGGGUUUAG